AUGGCUAUCCCUGAGACGAAAGAGCUUAAGGCUCAAUGGAAGGCCGAUGUCGAGUUGCCUGAGUAUUCGAUGAAGGAUGUGGCUGCGCACAAAUCAAAGACUGAUAUGUGGAUUGUAAUUCACGGACAAGUCUUUGAUAUUACGGAGUAUCUGCAUGAUCACCCUGGAGGUGCUGAUGUCCUCAUCGAAACUGCCGGCACAGAUGCCACUGCUGAGUAUGAGGAUGUCGGGCACUCAGAAGAUGCGCGCGAGAUCAUGCAGCCGUACCUUGUGGGCGUACUCAAGGAUGCUCAGCAGUUUGUUCGUCCCAAGGCCGUUCGUGUUGUGUCACAGAAUGCGCCGAAGGAAACCAAGUCAUCUUCUUCACUACGAACCACUGGAAUAGUGGCCGGUGCCAUGGCUGCGAUGCUUCCAGUGCUCUAUAUCUGCAGCCGAGGAAACCUCCACCACUUGAAUGGCAUGGGUGCGAUUUCUCAACUCCUCCCUCGUCAAAUGAAGGGCCUGCGCUUGCCGCGCGGCGGCUUCGUGAAUGGUUUCCUCGCAGCCAGCACCGUCGCUGGCACGAUUGGUGUGAUGGUCGCCAAGCAGGCCAGUCGAUUCACCAAGAUCGACUCUGGUUUCAUGCGCUAUCCUCCUCGCAUGAAGUCUAAGAAGGUCGUUCGCAUCGACCCGCAUCUUACUCGCGGUUUCCUCGAGCCCCAAAACUACCAGCGCAUCCCUCUGGUUGAAAAGGAUCAACUCUCGUCCAACACAUUCCGCUUCGUCUUCGCUUUGCCCAAUGCCAAUAGCGUGCUGGGUCUUCCGAUCGGCCAGCACGUUGCCAUCAGAGCCAACAUCGACGGUACGACCGUAACAAGAUCCUAUACACCCACCUCCAACAACCUUGACCGUGGCCGCAUCGAGCUUGUCAUCAAAUGCUACCCCGACGGCCUUCUCAGCGGCCGCUACCUAGCCAACCUCUCUAUCGGUGAUGAAGUCGAAUUCCGCGGCCCCAAGGGCGCGAUGCGCUACACCAAAAGCCUUUGUCGCAAGAUCGGCAUGGUAGCCGGCGGCACCGGUAUCACCCCGAUGUACCAAGUGAUCCGAGCAAUCUGCGAAAACGACACCGAUACAACCGAGAUCAGCCUGAUCUAUGCGAACCGCUCAGAGUCAGAUAUCCUGCUCCGCGAGGAACUCGAGACCUUCGCGCGUCGCUACCCCAAGAACUUUAAACUGUGGUACAUGCUCGACAGCGCACCAGAAGGCUGGACCUAUGGAUCAGGCUACGUGGACCAGACAGUCCUCUCCGAGCACCUGCCAGCGCACUCACCCGACACCAAGAUUUUCCUAUGUGGGCCACCAGGCAUGGUAAACGCAACCAAGAAAAUCCUGGCAGAGCUAGGCUUCCAAAAGCCCGGUCCAGUCUCCAAGAUGAGCGACGAGAUCUUCUGUUUCUAA
Messenger RNA from Penicillium atrosanguineum, 1437 nucleotides. Its product is annotated as putative cytochrome b5 reductase. The transcript has 2 exons. NCBI's taxonomy places the organism in Eukaryota, Fungi, Ascomycota, Eurotiomycetes, Eurotiales, Aspergillaceae. The coding region runs from base 1 to 1437 and encodes 478 amino acids. The record is from RefSeq and is a predicted model, not a curated record. Gene Ontology annotation, molecular function: oxidoreductase activity; heme binding. Gene Ontology annotation, cellular component: endoplasmic reticulum.